GGUUCUGGGCCUUCUAAAGACCAUUGUUGAGUUUCAUGGCAAGUUACUCUUUUCAGAAUCAAGUGGAAUCUCCCGCUAUAAAACAUGCCAAAGGCUAAGGAAGGGAAACGGAAAACUAAAGGGGCCCUGUCGCCCAUCCCCAUCCUCCAAAAGUUCCUGAGAACGUACGAGAAGCACUGCGCGCAGUCCCAGACGUCGGUGUGUCCAGCCAUCAAGAACGACCUGAAGAAAAGCAUCAACAGCGAGCGGAUCCUCAAGAAGUUCACGCUGGUGAAGCCAGCCUCCCCCCGGGCGGCCCCGCCCAUCUCCCUGGAGCCCCUGCUCAUGACCAUCCGCGAGGAGUGCUACAAGCCGGGGAAGGAGCUGUGCAUCUGGGGGCUGCGGCUGAGCAACCCCGAGGUCGCCAGGCUGGCUCUGCUCCUGGAGUCGAAGGGGCGAACCGCCUGCCCGCUCACCACCCUGGAGAUGGUGGACUGCAAGAUGGACCCGUGGUCGCUGGAUCGCCUUGGCAAGGCUCUGCAGUUGAGCAGUUUGCGUUCUCUGGUCCUGGAUUACUGCAAGUUUGGGAGUGAGGAGAUGGAGAGCGUCCUGUCGGGCCUGGAGAACAACCAGCGGCUGUACGGCCUCAGCCUGCGGUUCUGCGGGCUGGGCCCGUGGAGCGGGCCGAGGCUGGGCUCCGUCGUCAGCCGCAGCGCCAUCGGCGAGCUCCACCUCGAUGGCAACGGCUUGCUGUGCUCCGGGGCGCUGGCCCUCCUCAGCCCCAUGGCGGAGUACGCGGAGGUGAAGGAGAAGGAGCGGCCGGCCACCGCCUCCCCAGACCCCGCGGCCAAGACGCCCCCUCAGCCGCUUCCAAUAAGCCCGAGAGGAAGUUCAGUACUGAGCCAGGCUGCAAAAUCCUCCGAGGCCGGGGCAGGAAAAACGACGUCGGGGAAGAAAAAGAGUAGAAAAGGAAUCAAGAAAAAAGCCCAAGCGUUGGCUGAAGCGGGGCCUUGGCUAGUGAAGUUGCAUCUGGCAGACAACGGCAUAGAUGGAAAGGAGGGCGAACACUUGGUGGAGUUCACUCGGAUUUUAACAUGCCUCAUCAGAUUUUCAGCCCACUUAAGGGAAAUUGACCUUGGCGGCAAUGCCCUAGGAGAAACGGCUGCUGCUGACAUCCUGCAAGCACUGAGGGCCAGGAAGACAGGAAAACUUCCUGUCUUAAAAAUUACAGUCACCCCUCAGAUCUCUUCUGAUAUCUUCACAUCUAUUUGGAAAAACAGUAAGAAAUCGAAGAAGACCAAGACUAUCCGAAAAAAGAAAACGGCUAAAACCUGAAUGUAGAAGCCAUAUUUCUGUUUGGAUGCCAUCCUUUCCUACGCUCAACCAGGCACGGCCCACAAAGAUGUUGUUUCUUAUGCAGUAGUAUUUUCCAUUGUUACCAAUGCCUUUCCAAGUUUUAAAAAUCGAUAGCUGUUUCAUGAACGUUGUAAGUAGUGUUCAUGCCAUCUAUUGCACUUGUCAUUCUCUAGAAUGUGGGUUUUACCAGUAGGAUUCUGAGGUGCGUUCUUCUCCCCCCAGCAUGCACAAUUCACAACUUCAAGGAAGUCAUCCUCUAUCCAA
Molecule: messenger RNA, 1599 nt
Organism: Perognathus longimembris pacificus (Pacific pocket mouse)
Lineage: Eukaryota; Metazoa; Chordata; Mammalia; Rodentia; Heteromyidae
Exons: 10
Coding region: 85-1314 (409 amino acids)
Biological process (GO): nucleocytoplasmic transport; activation of GTPase activity
Cellular component (GO): perinuclear region of cytoplasm; nucleus; cytosol
Molecular function (GO): small GTPase binding; GTPase activator activity
Source: RefSeq, a predicted model, not a curated record